UGGUGGAUGACCAUUUCAAGCCACAACACAAAUCAAAAGCCCCCUCUAAUAUCUUUUCUUUCAUUUCAAACAACUUCAUUUGAAUCAUCUCCUUCUUCUUCUUCUUCCCACAAUUAUAACAAAAGAUGUCGAGGCAUUCGUUUUCAAAGGACGUUCACGUCAUAGUACGCGGAGUACCAUUCAAAUUGAACAGGGACCUUGUUUCUGCAAGAUCAUCAAAACUUUGUAAGCUGUUUAAAGAAAAUCCCGAUAAAAAUCUUGCUCAUCUUCUUUGCGAUAUCCCUACUACCCCUCCGAUAUUCGAGAUCAUGGUAAAAUUCUGCUACGGUUUCAAAGUCAAUUUCACACCCGAAAACGUCAUCCCUAUUGCUUGUCUAGCUUGCUAUUUGGGUAUGACAGAUAGCCACAGCCCCCACAAUCUCUUAAAUCAAUCUUUAUAUUUCUUUGAACACAAAGUCAUCACCGGCUGGAACGAGUCUUUAAGCUCCUUAACGGCUACCAAGAAUCCGGUCAUCUUUCAACAAGCGAUAAAACUUGGUUUAGUUGAUGCUUGUGUGGAUUCAAUCAUCAAGAAAGCUCUUGAUAAUCCACUUCUUCUUGGAAAACCAAUCAAGAAUCAUGUUCUUGAUGACGGUGAUCAAGGGUAUAAUGGUCAUUUUCACAAGCCGAAUGCGAAAAGUCAACUCUUUAUUCUUGAAUGGAAGUCAAAGGAUUUGAGUUUGACCACACUUGAUCUUCAGUUUUACAAACCGAUCAUUCAGAAAAUGAUUAGAUAUAAAUUGGGUUCGAACUACAUUGCAUCGAAUCUUUAUCAAUAUGCUAAAAGAUGGGUGUUCCUUGAGCCACAAGAAACCAAUUCUUCAAACUCAAAACGGCUUGCAAUCGAAGAAAUCGAAAGACUUUUACCCAAUGACCGAGGGAUCCUUCCUUGUGCACUACUAUCGAAAAUGCUUCGAUAUGCAACGGUUUUAGAAGCUAAUGUUAGUUGUAGAGAAGGGUUUGAAGCGAGAAUCGGGAGACAGUUAGAUUCGGCAACGGUUAGUGACUUGUUAAUACCAACUCAAGGAUAUAUUAACGGCGAAAAGUACGACACCGAGUGUGUUAGAAGAAUCUUGAAGCAUUUUUACAACGGUUUUGACGGUCAUGAUCAAACCGGGCUAGACAUUGUGGCUGCGCUUGUUGAGUAUUUGUUACAUGAGGUGGCGAACGACAACGAGUUGAGAAAAGACUCGUUUAUAUCGCUUGCUGAAAUGUCGGUUGCUGCAUCUGCAGGAGCACGAAGAACGUUGGACGGGGUGUAUGAAGCGAUAGACGUCUACCUAAACAAGCACAAACACUUGACGGAAUCCGAACGUGAAGAAAUCUGCGCGGUUUUGGAUUGCAACAAGAUGUCACCCGAGGCGUGUGAGCAUGUGGCGCAAAACGAGCGCUUGCCAGUGCGUGUGGCCGUUCAAAUGCUGUUUGCGCGGCAGUUGCAUCUGCGGGAAACCGUGGCGAAAGAGGUGGUGGUGGCGGGGGGUCCCGAGGAGGACGGGUCGGGUAAGUCAAAGUCAAAGUCAAGGGAGGAAGAUGAGGAAGUGAAGUGGGAAUUGGAGAAAAUGAAUAGUAAAGUAGUGGAGUUGGAGAAAGAAUGUGUUGUGAUGAGGAAAAAGAUUGAAAAAAGUAAUUUAAAGAAAGAAAAAUUAAAUGUACAUUUUUGGGGGGAAAUGAAGAGGAAGCUUGGAUGCAUAUCAAGCCUCAAUAACACUAAUUGUCAUGUGAAGAAGAAGAAGAAGAAGAUGAUGAAACUUGAUGCAAGGUAGAUUUUAUUAUUAUUUUAAAAGAAAUAUUAAUUUUCUUUUCAGCUUUAACCAAGUUUAUUAUUCAUCUGAUACUUUUUUUGUUAAAUUCAGUCAAACUUUUCUC
This is a messenger RNA of Helianthus annuus (common sunflower), 1905 nucleotides long. Its product is annotated as BTB/POZ domain-containing protein At5g17580. Gene Ontology annotation, molecular function: protein binding. The coding region runs from base 126 to 1802 and encodes 558 amino acids. The transcript is spliced from 3 exons. NCBI's taxonomy places the organism in Eukaryota, Viridiplantae, Streptophyta, Magnoliopsida, Asterales, Asteraceae. The record is from RefSeq and is a predicted model, not a curated record.